AUGGUGAACCGCGCGCACUUGGUCAUCCUCGUCCUCGCCUACCGCCUCCUGGUAUCCCUCUCAGCUGAAGCACAGGCACAGCACACCAAAGAGUCGUAUGUCGUCUACAUGGGGAGUCCUUCCGCUUCCUCGGCAGCCGGCGACGUGGAGGCGGUGCGCGCCGCCCACCUUGAGAUGCUGUCGUCCGUCGUGGCGAGCGGCGAGCAGGAGCCACGCCCGUCCACGCCGUCGCUCACGCAUAGCUACCACCACGCGUUCCAGGGCUUCGCCGCCGACCUCACCGACGAGGAGGCCGCCGCGCUGUCCGACCACGAGAGGGUGGUGUCCGUGUUCCGGGACCGCGCUCUGCAGCUGCACACCACGCGUUCGUGGGACUUCCUCGACACCCAGUCCGGCCUCCGCACCGACCGCCUCGGCCGCCGGGCCUCCGGCGAUGUCAUCAUCGGCGUCAUCGACACCGGUGUCUGGCCGGAGUCGCAGAGCUUCAACGACGCCGGGAUGGGGGACGUGCCGGCGAGGUGGCGAGGCCUGUGCAUGGAAGGCCCGGACUUCAAGAAGAGCAAUUGCAACAAGAAGCUCAUCGGGGCGCGGUACUACGGCAUCCAGGCCGGCUCGGCGGCGCCCACGUCGUCUAACGCCUCCCUUGGCGAGGUAACGGCCGCGAUGACCGGCUCGCCGCGAGACACCGUCGGUCACGGCACGCACUGCGCAUCUACGGCCGCGGGCGCGGUGGUGGCGGACGCGGACUACUACGGCCUGGCCCGGGGCGCGGCCAAGGGCGGCGCGCCCGCGAGCCGCGUGGCCACGUACAAGGUGUGCGCCAUGGGCGGGUGCUCCAGCUCGGCAUUGCUCAAGGCCAUCGACGACGCGGUGAGCGACGGCGUGGACGUGAUCUCCAUCUCCAUCGGCAUGAGCUCCGCCUUGGCGUCCGACUUCCUCAGCGACCCCAUCGCGCUGGGCGCGUUCCACGCGCACCAGAGGGGCGUCCUGGUGGUCUGCUCCGGCGGCAACGACGGCCCUAAUCCCUACACGGUGGUCAACUCGGCGCCGUGGAUCCUCACCGUCGCCGCUUCCAGCAUCGACCGCACCUUCCAGUCCAGCAUCGUCCUCGGCAACGGGAACGUCGUCAAGGGAGUCGCCAUCAACUUCUCCAACCAAAGCCUGAGCGGAGAGCGGUUCCGUCUGGUGUUGGGAGCACAAGCGGCAGACCGGUACACGCCGGUGUCCGAGGCAAGCAACUGUUAUCCGGGAUCGCUGGACGUGCAGAAGGUAGCCGGAAAGAUGGUAGUGUGCGUGGGCACGAACUCGAUGGUGUCGCGGCGGGUGAAGAAGCUGGUGGCGGAGGGGUCCGGGGCGAGUGGGCUGGUGUUGAUCGACGACACGGAGAAGGACGUGCCGUUGGACGCCGGCAGCUUCGCCUUCUCCCAGGUGGGCGCCGACUUGGGCGCGCAGAUCCUCGACUACAUCAACUCCACCAAGAAUCCGACGGCCGUGAUCCUCCCAACCGAGGACGUGAAGCUGUUCAAGCCCGCGCCCAUGGUGGCGUCCUUCUCAGCGCGCGGCCCUGGUGGUCUCACCGAAUCCAUCCUCAAGCCUGAUCUAAUGGCGCCCGGGGUGAGCAUCCUCGCCGCUGCCAUGCCGUCCACAGACAAGGCGGACGUCCCGGACGGCAACAAGGCCUCGGCAUUCGCCAUCAAGUCCGGCACUUCCAUGGCCUGCCCGCACGUCGCAGGCGCCGCCGCCUUCGUCAAGUCGGCCCACCCGGGCUGGUCCCCGUCCAUGAUCAGAUCAGCUCUCAUGACCACAGCGACGACGAGAAACAACCUUGGGCAGCCGGUUGCGAUCAACACCGGCGCGGUGGCGACCGGACACGACAUGGGCGCCGGCGAGAUCAGCCCGCUGCGGGCGCUCAGUCCGGGCCUGGUGUUUGACACCACCGCAAAGGACUACCUCAACUUCCUCUGCUACUACGGCUACAAGGCCAAGCUGGUUCGCAUGGUCUCCGGCGACGCCGGGUUCGCCUGCCCGCGUGGCGCGCCCUCGCCGGAUCUCAUCGCCACGGGCUUCAACUACCCCUCCAUCUCCGUGCCGAGGCUCGCGGCCGGGAAAACGGUCACCGUCUCGCGCACCGCCAUAAACGUGGGGCCCUCGAACGCCACGUACACGGCGACCGUCGAGGCGCCGGCGGGCCUGUCUUUGAAUGUGUUGCCCGAGCGGCUGGUGUUCUCGAGGCGGUGGACAACGGCGGCGUACGAGGUGAGUUUUGCGAGCGUUGGGGCCAGCAAGGGGUACACAUACGGCGCCGUCACCUGGUCAGAUGGCGCGCACUCGGUCCGGACGCCUUUCGCGGUUAAUGUCGUGUGA
Molecule: messenger RNA, 2364 nt
Organism: Triticum turgidum subsp. durum (durum wheat)
Lineage: Eukaryota; Viridiplantae; Streptophyta; Magnoliopsida; Poales; Poaceae
Source: the annotation of a GenBank genome assembly